Messenger RNA from Postia placenta MAD-698-R-SB12, 2097 nucleotides. RefSeq lists its product as hypothetical. Gene Ontology annotation, biological process: DNA replication initiation; mitotic DNA replication preinitiation complex assembly; double-strand break repair via break-induced replication. Gene Ontology annotation, cellular component: DNA replication preinitiation complex. Lineage: Eukaryota; Fungi; Basidiomycota; Agaricomycetes; Polyporales; Adustoporiaceae. Gene Ontology annotation, molecular function: single-stranded DNA binding; DNA replication origin binding; chromatin binding. The record is from RefSeq and is a predicted model, not a curated record. The transcript has 9 exons. Bases 1 to 2097 code for a protein of 698 amino acids.
AUGGUCUAUCUACCGCCACCUCACCUCGCGUCUCCGUCGCGUCCAUCAUAUGGAGAGACAUACCAGAAGAUCCUCACCACACACCGACGCUCUCCAUCUACCUCAGCGUCCUCCGUUAUAAUGCUUGUGGCGCCAGACGUGGACGCGCUUUGCGCUGCGCACAUGCUAGCAGAACUGUUCAAACAGGACGACGUGAUGUACCGAAUCAUCCCCGUCUCCGGUCAUGCUGAACUAGAACGACUGCGGGACGAACUUUCCACGUUGGCGUCGGAGCAGCUCCAUACCCUGAUACUUCUGAACAUGGGUUCUAUCCUCGACCUGCCGUCUUCUGAGUGGUUUGGGAGCUUCAGCACACAGCUAACCGUUCAUGUCAUUGAUUCAUCGCGACCUCAAAACUUGGCAAGUGUUUUUGGAGGCGGGGAGAAUGGCGAGCGAAUAAUCGUGUGGGACGACGGUGGUGCUGAGGACUUGCAGGAGGAGAGGAAGGCAUGGGAAGCUCUUACGUAUGAACCUGAACCCGACUCGGAUGAAGACGAUUCUGAUCUUGACUCCGAAGAGGACCCAGAGAACGAAGGCGAAGACGACGACGAAGAUGAAUACGAAGGCAGCAACUCUUCGGGGAAGCGACGCUCGCUAGGAGACGGGGAUCGUAUUCUCUCCGCUACGAUGACGGCUCUUCACUUCUCACAAGACCGUGAUCUAUAUUCAGCGCGUCUGGAGAAACAUUAUAUGUCCGGGACGUGGCAUGGGCAAAGUGCUUCUGGCACGGUCUAUCUCCUCGCCACAGUUCUGGAACGCGUAGAUAACGAUCUCCUAUGGCUGGCCAUACUGGGUCUUACUUUUCAGUAUAUCACAUCGCGAAUAUCACGGGACGACUAUGACAAGUACCAUUCUGUAUACUACGACGAGGUUGCCCGCCUCAACCCCCCACCACCCGCGUCGGCGGCGACAGACUCCGAUGUCAAGUCACAACAUCCCGACGAUAAUUCAGUAUAUGCCUCGGACGAGCUGCGCUUCAUGAUGUUUCGGCACUGGAACCUGUACGACGCAAUGUAUCACUCUAGCUAUGUAGCAACUAGACUCGGCAUCUGGAAAGAAAGAGGAAGGAAACGGCUGACCGGAUUGUUGGCCAAGAUGGGUUUCUCUAUGGCAGAAACACAGCAACCAUAUCCGCACAUGGCCAAAGACCUGAAGCUGUCGCUGCGACAGAAACUGGACCAGAUCGCGCCCGAAUACGGCCUCGUCGAGCUGUCCUAUCCUUCUUUCACUCGUUGUUACGGGUACCGUACGCAACCGCUAUCUGCAUGUGACGCCGUCGAGGCGGUCUCCGCGUUCAUAGAUGUAGCCGGAGGUGUGCGUAUGGAAGUCGAGGUCGAAGGGAUGCGCAAUGGCGGCGAAUGGUUCGGCGGGGGACGUGUAUGGGAUGGCGGGAGGGAGAAGAGGCACCGCAACGACGAGCGCGAGAACAUCCCGCCCGGCGGGAUAGUCAAGAACUCGGUUGCGGUAGCACCCGUGGGAAAGGGAAAUGGGGGUGAGGACGGAGCGGAGCUGCAGUGGUGGGUAAAGAACUUCUGGACAGCAUACGAUGCUCUUAAUGACAUCGUGCGCCUGCGAGAAGCACUCCCGCUCUCCAUGGCCCUACACCGCGCAAUUGUUCGCCAAGGCUCAUCGAUCAUCGACAAGCACGAUAUCCGGACACUUCGCGGGCACCGCGUUGUCACGAUCACGCAGGGUCCCGACCUUGAUUUGUUCGCGCAUCCCGGUGUGCUCUCGCGCCUCGCGCAGUGGCUUGUCGAGGCAUUGCGCGACAGGCUGCAAGGCACCGUCACCGUGUACUCUCGCAGCAAACGCAAGAGCCUGCCCCUCGUCGUCGCAUGCCUGAACGAGAAGGAGGGCACGUACAUCGUUGUAGGUGUGGUGGCUGCGCUGAACUUCGAUGACGUCCGCAAAAACGAAUUUGGUCUCGCAUUUCUGGAUGCCAAGGAACGUUGCAAUGCACGCACUCGACAUGGUUCGUUCGAUACGAGCGUCCUCGAGAUCAACAAGGACGACCUGAAAGUCUUUCUCGAAACGCUGUGUGAAUGUGGCGAACGAUAG